Brassica rapa (field mustard) is the source of this 4080-nucleotide messenger RNA. RefSeq lists its product as uncharacterized. The record is from RefSeq and is a predicted model, not a curated record. Gene Ontology annotation, biological process: defense response. NCBI's taxonomy places the organism in Eukaryota, Viridiplantae, Streptophyta, Magnoliopsida, Brassicales, Brassicaceae.
AAUCUCCGACCAAGAUUCCAUCUAAUGACUUAGACAACACACAUUGAUCGUUGUACACAUACAAUGUCGAUGUUUCCCUCGUUCCAAUUACUAGAACUCAACAUAAUCUCCGCACAGGAACUAGCUCCCGUCUCCCGUAAAAUGAAGACUUACGCCGUGGCUUGGGUUCACUCCCAGCGUAAACUCACAACCCGCGUCGACUACACCGGCGCCGCGAACCCAACUUGGAACGACAAGUUCGUUUUCCGGGUCAGCGAGGAUUUCCUCUACGCAGAUACUUCAGCCGUGGUAGUCGAAAUCUACACAUUGCAUUGGUUCCGCGACGUUCACGUCGGCACAAUCCGUGUCCUCAUCAGCAACCUAAUCCCGCCAAAUCGUCGACCUGGAUACCGAAGCAACGAAGAGUAUCGCCAUACUCCACCUCUCGGGAUGAGAUUCGUGGCGCUUCAAGUUCGCCGGCCAUCUGGUCGACCUCAGGGGAUAUUGAACAUCGGUGUGGGCAUCCUUGACGGAUCUAUGCGAAGUUUGCCGCUUUACACGCACAUGGACUCUUCUGCGGUUGGUCCCAAAGACUUGCUGGGCGAAGAGGAGCCGUAUUUGCAUCUUAACAGCUUCAAAGGGAGCUUCAAGAAUCCGCAAUCUCCAUCGUCGAAACAGUACCAAUCCGUAGUCUCGAAACCACCGAUGCUCCGCCGUACGAGGAGUGAUACGAGCUCGAUGGUUGUUUCCGAUCUUUUAAGCAGAGCUGAGCGGAGCCGUGUGGCUAAUACGAAACAUGUGAGCAGCAAUUCGGAAACUACGUCGGGACACCAUACGACGACGACGGAUUCCGAUGAUAACAAGUCUCCUUAUGAAACUCCUAACAUUCCUAGGGAGAGAUACGAUUCGUUCGAGCUAGAUUUCGUGGAUCAAUUAAGCGAGAACAACGAUGUGAUGCCGCCUAGAAGCGAGAGAUACGACGAUGAGUCGCCUUAUCGAUCGUAUGAUCAUUCACGCAAAACUCCGAGAAGAACGCCAAAGCCGCCGCCCAGGGACUAUGAUCGUGGCAGCAAUCGCGCUUCCCCGUACUUGUCGAAGCACGGAACGCCGUUGAGGUCGAACAUCGUCGCCUCUACUCCGAUCAGAUCUAACAUCCUAGCGGCGACGCCGUUACGAUCUAACAUCGUCGGAUCUACUCCGAUAAGAUCUAAUAUCGUCGGAUCGACUCCGAAACGAUCUAACUACAGAUCAACACCGAUGAGAUCUAAUUUAGCAGGACGCUUGAUUUUAACCGAAUCGGAGUUAGGUCCGUCAUCUUCAGGAGUAACGAAUCAGAAAUCGAAAGAGAGAUCGCAAGCUAACGACACUGAGAGUUCGAUCCUCAGCGAGUGGAGCCUCGACGACGAUAGCAACAUUGAAGGUCUCCGCUCGAAACUCGAGCGAUGGCGGACGGAGCUUCCUCCGCUUUACGAUCUUGGAUCAAGUCAUCAAAGCAGCGAUGUAGGGAGGGAGAUUGUUCCUGUAUCGGCAAACGGAGGCGGAGGGAAGAGCUCGAGGCGGAAAACUCCGACGGCGAAGAAGAAGAAGAAACAUAACCGCCGUCAUACCGAGGGAGGAAACGGUCUUUUCUCGUGUUUUAGUAAUCUCUGCGGUGUUGAAUGCACAUUUGUUUGUGGAGGCGGGUCGGAUCAUGACGGGUCGAAAAGGAAAGGUGGGUCCAAGGGUCUGCCUCGUUUAGCCUCAUCCGCUGAUGAUUUGAGUUAUUUGUAAUUUUUUUUUUACAUUUUUAGAUUUAGAUCAAUUAAUAUGUCAAAACAAAAUAGACUGACCAAUAUCCUCUUUUUUUUGGAGAGUACAGUAUGUGAAUGAAAAAAAUUGUGAAUAAUUUAUUCAAUCCUAUUUUAAAUGUCACAGAAAAAAUUAUUUUAUGGUCAUUUUUAAAAUUCGUUCUAAAAAUAAUCAAAAAGCAUAUACAAAUACCAAAUAUUAAAAUAAAUAAUAGGAAGUGAGAAUGUUCUUAGAAUAAUUUCAGUAUUUUAACUUACCAUCUAGACUUGAUUUUGAUGAUAUUUUAACAAACUUUAGUUAGUUAAUUAAAAUUCAAUAUCUUUUGAAAAUGUGAACCAUUAAGUAUAAAUACAUGUUAAAGGAAAUUUUCAAAGACAUCUGGAGUUUUUAUUUGGAGUACUAUUUACUGUUUCUUAUAUAUUUUAAUAUAUUUUUUUAGUGAUGAGUUUUAUUAGAUAUCUUGCAUCUUCUUUAAGACAUAAAUAUUGAUAUAUAUAUCUUCAUGAAUUACUUUCAGAGAAAAUAAAAAGAGGAAGACAAAAAAAAAAACCUAUCCACCAAAACUAUUUGUGACUUAAAUAAAAGACUAAAUGGCUAUGGAAAUGUUGGAAUGAAUUAAUCUUCAAUUCUAAAGUAUGGUCUCCAGGUGUCCUUCACUCAAAGAUAACUGAUGAUCUUGUAGAGUGGCAUCGAUUUAAUCAGAUUCCUACAACAACAACUAGAUGUAUCAGCAUUAGUACUCCUGAUGCGGUAAUUAAGUUUUGGCAACCGUCGUCACCGGAAGAUUGGGUUAAAUGCAAUUAUGAUGUUUCUCACCAUUUAGGUCGUCAAGAAUCAGGAACGGGUUGGAUUAUACAAAAUAAAUAUGGUUAGUUCUUGACUGUGGAAUGGGCAUAUUUGAAGGUCGAAGUACAAUAGAAGAAGGUGAAUGUACUGCCUUAAUUUGGGCUAUACAGGCAGCUUACUCAUUUUUUUUUUUUUUGGUAAAAUGUUAAAUAUUAUACCAAGUUUUCAAGUUUGUGACAGAAAUUACAAAGACAACUAGUAGCGGAUUACGGAAAUUAAACUAAACAUCAAAACCUAAUACAGACAAUUCAAACUUUGAUUACAAACAUGAUUUGAACAAAAAUCUACACCUAACUAAACAUCUUUAGCUUCGCUCGACCACCUCUAAACCGGCGCAAUCCGCUAAAUAGUUCAGUUAUCCUUAGACUAUCAAUCCCCGUUCUCAACCGUUGAUAGAAAGCAUUCGAGGGUAGCGUUCACCAAGUUUCCUUGGUUGCCGGUUCAUCUUAUGCCAUCAACAGAGUAGCUGGAUCUUGAAGAUCUCCUCACGCUCGCAAUCUCAGCUGAAUUAAGCGCAUAGUUGAGUGAAUAGACCCGAGAGUUCAUAGCUGAACCAACCGGACUGGACGCCAAGGCGUGAGCACUCAACACCUAACAAGACCGGUUGAACUGUAGCUGCCUUGUCUCGUCGAAGCGGUACCUGCAGUAAGAAGAAAGAAGGCAUCCUACCGAAGCUUGCAAGGACAGACUCCGAUACUGGGAAGGACAACACUCCAAGUGCAUCGCCACGGACAGAGAGGAAGACUCCGAAAACUCACGAAGCACCACUAAUGUCCACGCACUCCACCUCUUAGAACAAGAGGGAGGUUCUUCACUCAAAACCGUAGCCAACGGUGCGACGUUGGCCACACUAACCAUGAAGAACAAUACCCAAGAACUCUUCACUUAGAAGAGAAACCACCAGACAAGGCCAUGAACUGAAAGGCGAAGACCGGAGCAAAGUACCAAGAAGUGACGCCAAAGCGCAGACAACUCCACGCGCCACCAAGCUUGCUACUUUACACGCACCGUCGGAUACUUCAAACGACACCGCCGGAGGAAGCGAGACCGACGCACGCCUUGAAGGUAAACUACCGUCGAAGUCCGAACUGAGCGGAGUAGAAAGACUCCUCCUGCACCAAGACGCCAAGGCGGAGAAGACAGAGCCGCCACCACCGCACCACACAGACAAAGAUCCGAACAGAUCUGUGUCAGGAGAGCCGAUUCAGUGAAGCACGCGCCAGCAAGCUCCGGCUAGAUCCAGAUCGAACAAAGGGGAAAAACGUCAAUCUGAAUCAAACCACCGUAAAAGCCGACCUCGCCACAUCCUGACCACCUUAGCCUCACCGCAACUCCGGAGGAAGCCGACCACCUGACAGACCCAUCACCAGCGUCCCGGAUCUGAAGAUCUGAUGGUGGAUCGACUCUUAGAGUCUUAGCAUAUCGGACAGAGAGGUUUGAGGAGCUUAAGAGGCAAGAAAAAAAACA